Messenger RNA from Rhinichthys klamathensis goyatoka, 4214 nucleotides. It is a transcript of the gene adamts6, whose product is annotated as ADAM metallopeptidase with thrombospondin type 1 motif, 6. Gene Ontology annotation, cellular component: extracellular matrix. The record is from RefSeq and is a predicted model, not a curated record. The coding region runs from base 194 to 3544 and encodes 1116 amino acids. Gene Ontology annotation, biological process: extracellular matrix organization; proteolysis. Gene Ontology annotation, molecular function: metalloendopeptidase activity. The transcript has 24 exons. Lineage: Eukaryota; Metazoa; Chordata; Actinopteri; Cypriniformes; Leuciscidae.
CCUUCCUAGAGACUUUACCUUUAGGAAGACUUUUUAAACCUGGGAUUAAGUGUGAACUGAGAUUCGAAUGUGUCGAGGAUGCUUGUCACGGAUAUGUUAUGGUGCGAAGCUGGAUUGAUCAUAUCGCUUUAAUCCACUUGUAGCCUGCCCCGACCCCCCUACCCCCACACCCAUGUCAGAUCUUCCCUAAAUUAUGGAACUUUUUUGGAAGACGCUGACUUGGAUAUUUAGCCUGGUCUUGGCCGCUGCUGAAUCUCAGAUCCUUUCAUACAACUCUCAAGCGCAAUUCCUGUCCACGCUGGAGCACUAUCAGCUGACAGUCCCAGUGCGGGUGGAUGAGAGGGGCCAGUUCAUGAGUUACACUGUGAAGCAUUACAGGCCCGGUCGGCGGAGACGUGGACUGGACCAGGCUGAGCUGGAUCACACUGAGACCAGGCUUUUUUACAAACUCUCCGCCUACGGCAAGCACUUUCACCUGAAUCUGACACUCAACCCCAAUCUGGUUUCUAAACAUUUCACAGUAGAGUACUGGGGCAAAGACGGACUAGACUGGCAGCAUUCAGUCAUCGAUAACUGCCACUAUGUUGGAUAUCUACUGGAUCAAUAUAGCACUACAAAAGUGGCAUUGAGCAACUGCAAAGGCUUGCAUGGUGUCAUAACCACAGAGGACGAGCAAUAUUUAAUAGAGCCAUUAAAAAAUAUAUCCAGAAAUUUCAGUGAUGUCAACCACGAAGGACAACCACAUGUUAUUUAUAAAAAGACUUCCAUUCCCUCUCCACAAGAGCCAAGCGAGGAGUUCAGCUGUGGUGUUUCAGACCUCACAAUAAGCAGGACACCGUGCUACGAUACCAACCCUGAAGAAAACCCACCGUACCCAGUCCCGGGCAGCGACAGCUCGACGGGUGGCCAUCGCCAGCGCCGGUCCGUCAGUUCUGAACGCUUUGUGGAGACCCUAGUGGUGGCGGACAAAAUGAUGGUUGGCUACCACGGUCGCAAAGACAUCGAGCACUACAUCCUGUCUGUAAUGAAUAUUGUUGCCAAACUUUACCGCGAUGCCAGUCUUGGAAACGUUGUGAACAUUAUUGUAACCCGACUGAUUGUUCUGACAGAAGAUCAGCUCAACUUGGAGAUAAACCACCAUGCAGACAAAUCUCUAGACAGCUUCUGUAAAUGGCAGAAAUCCAUUCUUUCUCAUCAGGGGGAUGGAAACAGUAUCCCAGAGAAUGGGAUCGCCCAUCACGACAAUGCUGUGCUCAUUACAAGGUAUGACAUCUGCACCUAUAAGAACAAACCCUGCGGUACUCUCGGUUUGGCGUCUGUAGCCGGAAUGUGUGAGCCAGAGAGGAGCUGUAGUAUUAAUGAAGAUAUAGGCCUUGGCUCUGCCUUCACUAUUGCACAUGAGAUCGGACACAAUUUCGGCAUGAACCACGAUGGGAUCGGGAACUCCUGCGGGACCAAAGGUCACGAGACAGCCAAGCUGAUGGCGGCCCAUAUCACAGCCAACACCAAUCCCUUCUCCUGGUCAGCCUGCAGCAAGGACUAUAUCACCAGCUUUUUGGACUCAGGUCGGGGAACGUGUCUGGACAAUGAGCCUCUGAAACGAGACUUCCUGUACCCCACUGUGGCUCCAGGGCAGGUGUACGAUGCAGAUGAGCAGUGUCGUUUCCAGUACGGUGCCUCCUCCCGUCAGUGCAAAUAUGGGGAAGUGUGUAGAGAGCUCUGGUGCCUUAGCAAAAGUAAUCGCUGUGUCACCAACAGUAUCCCUGCCGCAGAAGGAACCCUGUGCCAGACCAGCACCAUUGAAAAGGGGUGGUGUUAUCAGGGUGAAUGUGUGGCGUUUGGGACAUGGCCGCAGAGCGUGGACGGAAGCUGGGGACCUUGGACAACCUGGGGCGAGUGCAGUCGUACCUGCGGUGGUGGCGUCUCCUCGUCCAUGCGACAUUGUGACAGCCCAGCGCCGACAGGCGGAGGGAAGUACUGUCUCGGAGAGAGGAAGCGCUACAGAUCGUGCAACACUGACGCUUGUCCAGCAGGAUCACGUGACUUUAGGGAGAAGCAGUGUGCCGAUUUUGACAACAUGCCUUUCCGUGGGAAGUACUACAACUGGAAGCCAUACACUGGAGGUGGAGUGAAACCGUGUGCUUUGAACUGUCUGGCUGAGGGCUACAACUUCUACACCGAACGUUCCCCCGCGGUCAUCGACGGCACGCGCUGCCAGGCCGACUCGCUGGACAUAUGCAUCAAUGGAGAGUGUAAGCAUGUUGGCUGUGAUAACAUCCUGGGCUCGGAUGCCAAGGAGGACAGAUGCCGUGUGUGCGGCGGGGACGGCAGCACAUGUGAGGUCACCGAAGGACUGUUCAACGAUUCGCUACCCAGAGGAGGUUACAUGGAGGUCGUCCAGAUACCUAAAGGAUCGGUUCAUAUUGAAAUCAGGGAAGUGGCCGUGUCAAAGAACUACAUUGCUUUGAAAUCGGAGGGGGAUGACUAUUACAUCAACGGAGCCUGGACCAUCGACUGGCCCCGCAAAUUUGACAUCGCAGGAACAGCCUUCCACUACAAGAGGCCGACCGAUGAACCCGAGUCGCUAGAAGCUCUAGGGGCCACCACUGAAAAUCUGGUGGUUAUGGUGCUGCUACAGGAACAGAACCUGGGCAUCCACUACAAGUUCAAUGUGCCCAUCCAGCGUACAGGAAGUGGGGACAAUGAAGUGGGCUUCUCUUGGCACCAUCUGCCCUGGUCUGAGUGCUCAGCAACAUGUGCAGGAGGUUCGCAGAAGCAGGAGGUGGUGUGUAAAAGACUGGAUGACAACUCCGUGGUCCAAAACAGCUACUGUGACUCGGACAGCAAACCGCCAGGGAACCAGCGGCCCUGUAACACCGAGCCUUGCCCUCCCGAGUGGUUUAUAGGUGACUGGUCAGAAUGUGGGAAAACCUGUGACGGAGGCAUCCGAACACGUACUGUUUUGUGUAUACGUAAAAUCGGCCCCGCCGAGGAGGAGACCCUGCAGGACAGCCACUGUCUGACCCACCGACCAAUAGAGCAAGAGUCUUGCAACAAUCAGUCCUGCCCACCCCAGUGGGUGACGCUGGAUUGGUCUGAGUGUACCCCAAAGUGUGGCCCUGGCUUCAAGCAUCGUAUUGUUCAGUGUAAAAGUAGCGACCUGACCAAAACCUUCCCACCAGCCCUCUGUGCGGACCAUAACAAACCCCCGGUCCGGAUUCGCUGCAGCCUUGGUCGCUGUCCGCCGCCACGCUGGAUCCCUGGAGAAUGGGGACAGUGCUCUGCUCAGUGUGGACUAGGGCAGCAGAUGCGGACGGUUCAGUGUCUGUCGUAUACGGGACAGCCCUCCACCGAAUGUCCAGACUCACUGCGGCCCAACACCAUGCAGCAGUGUGAAAGCAAGUGUGACGCUACACCCAUCUCCAGUGGCGACGAGUGCAAAGACGUAAAUAAGGUGGCAUAUUGCCCAUUGGUGCUGAAGUUCAAGUUCUGCAGUCGUGCGUACUUCAGGCAGAUGUGCUGCAAGACGUGCCAAGGACACUGACCCUGCGGAGAGAAGCAGAGACAGAUGCUGCAACAAGGAAAGAGAGAGAAACUGGCAGAGAGAAAAGCAGACCAGUGUUGGAGGAGUCAACACUGGGCAUGGAGAAGGAAGCCUCUCUCUCUUGCUCAUCAACACACACAUAACUGCUUUUAGCCCUGUGGAACCCAAACCACUGCUCAGCACUGCGCUGACACCUGUUUUAUUUUCACUUCUGUGAAGUGGGAAUGUAUAAAAUGAUCAUUAUUGUUGUUAUUUUUAUAAUAAUAAUAAUAAUAAUUGCUAAUGGUUAUUAUUAUUAUCAAUGUCUUUCUGUUGUUAUAAUCCAAAGUGCUGGACACAACGCUCACAGAAGUAGCACGGCAGAGGUUUACUUCAAGGCGCCCAUCUACAGGAGUUUGGGAUGUUGGUAUAUCCCCUUGUCUCACAUAAACACUCCUCCCACGGUUCUGUUGGCAACUCUGCAUUCAGAGGCAUUCGAAGCGAUGGCGAUUACUCACGCUGGCAGCAUCAGAGCAAUUGGAAGUCAUUUGUUUUCAAUAAGAGUUGGCGAUUUGAAGCCACAUGAGCAUCAGAGACUGACCACAACCAACAAUGGGAGUGCGAACACUGCCAUACACGUGAUCUGCCACAUGAUAGGAACGUUUCCAAACAAUGGACAGGACAGCGACUU